UGGGCAGGGGGCUGCCGGGGAAGACUAGGGUAAGGGGAACAGGACUGUGGGCUCAGCCAUUUGACUUUCUCCUAUGGUCUCUUCCGAGCCACCUCUGGCUGAACCUUUGGCCCGACCUCUCAACCUGAGAGAAGCUUGGAGCCCCAAGUGCCUGGACAGGGACAGUGGGAGAAAAGGAGAGAUGACAGCACACUUAGCCUUAGAGUUGAAGGAGUUAAGGACCCUCCCUCAUCCAGACACCCACCCCUUCGCUCCUGAAACCAUAAUUCGCCAAGGAAGGAACCAAGAAUUGACAGAGGAUCUGGGAAGUUGGGGGUGGGGUGGGAUGGGGGCGAGGUAACUAUGGCCCAAUCUUGCCCAGAGCUUGUCCUCGGUGGGAGGACAUACACCCGGGUCUAAGAACCUGCAAGAGCCCAGCUCCGGCGCCUGCUUUCAUCGAGUCUCCCGCGUGGCCUUGCAGCGUCCGCGCCGCCCUUUGCCCCCGCGCAAGUUGUCCGCGGCGCCUGGGGGUGGAGGCGGCCAAAAGACCCCUGGAGCCUGGAGGAGGCGGCGGGCCCGGGGGCGCUGGGGGCCCUCCGUUUGCGCCCAGCCGCCGCUCGCUCUACCGAACCUCCUACCCCGCCCCCACUCACCCGGCUCAGCCCCUAGGAGAGACGCGCAGGAAGCGUGUUGCUUCGCCCAGCCGAUCGGCAGAAGUUGAGAGGAGUUGGUGGCUGCCUCCGGCCGGCCGGACUUUGCGAGCAGCCAGGAGAAGAGACGCCGCCGCUGCCGCGAAGCCUUCGGGGCUGCCUCCCUCCAGCCUAGCCCGCAGCGCGGGUGGAGAGGGGCGGGGAGGGGGUCGGGUGCGCGAGAAGAACUUGAAACUGUGUGAAGGAAUCCGAAGCAGAUGAGACGGGAGGAAAAUAAAACAAAGUGGAGACUGCAGAAAAGACUCAACCGUAGUUGAUUGUAUCGGCUGACGCUCCAGCAGAGGGGCUGGGUUGGUUUUUUUUUUUUUCCUCCCAUUCUCUCUCUCUCUCUCUCUCUCUCUCUCUCUCUCUCUUUUAAAGCUACACCAGCUCUCUCUUUCUCUACUAUCUCUGUAUCAUCAAACCCUUGCUGGCUCUUAUGGGCAUGAAACACUCCUCCCGCUGCCUGCUCCUAAGGAGGAAAAUGGCGGAGAACGCUGCUGAGAACACCGAGGGCUGCUGUGACAAAGAACCACAAACAGGCUGUCUUAAAACAACAGAGGUGUACUCUCUGGCAGUUCUGCAGGCCACAAGUCUGAGAUCCAGAUGCUAACAGGGUGAGCAGUGCCCCCCCGCAGCCCCCUCAGCCCGUCGCCCCACCCAAGCCUGUGCAAUGUGUCCAUCAUGUCUCCACGCAACCCAGCUGCCCAGGACGGGGCAAGAUGUCCAAGCUGCUGAACCCAGAGGAGAUGACCUCGAGAGAUUAUUACUUCGACUCCUACGCUCACUUUGGGAUCCACGAGGAAAUGCUGAAGGAUGAGGUGCGGACACUCACCUACCGGAACUCCAUGUAUCACAACAAGCAUGUGUUCAAGGACAAAGUGGUGCUGGACGUUGGGAGUGGUACCGGGAUCCUUUCCAUGUUUGCUGCCAAAGCAGGGGCCAAGAAGGUGUUUGGGAUUGAAUGUUCCAGUAUUUCUGACUACUCAGAGAAGAUCAUUAAGGCCAACCACUUGGACAACAUCAUCACCAUAUUUAAGGGUAAAGUGGAAGAGGUGGAGCUGCCUGUGGAGAAGGUAGACAUCAUCAUCAGCGAGUGGAUGGGCUACUGUCUGUUCUAUGAGUCAAUGCUCAACACGGUGAUCUUUGCCAGGGACAAGUGGCUGAAACCUGGAGGGCUUAUGUUUCCAGACCGGGCAGCAUUGUACGUGGUAGCAAUUGAAGACAGACAGUACAAGGACUUCAAAAUCCACUGGUGGGAGAAUGUCUAUGGCUUUGAUAUGACCUGUAUCCGGGAUGUCGCCAUGAAGGAGCCCCUGGUGGACAUCGUGGAUCCAAAGCAAGUGGUGACCAAUGCCUGUUUAAUAAAGGAAGUGGACAUUUACACGGUGAAGACGGAAGAGCUGUCAUUCACAUCUGCCUUCUGCCUGCAGAUACAGCGAAAUGACUACAUCCACGCCCUGGUCACCUAUUUUAAUAUUGAAUUUACCAAGUGCCACAAGAAAAUGGGGUUUUCCACAGUCUUCUCAUUUUUAGCUCUGGUCCCAAGCAAAGAGGAAAUCAGUAUUAAUGAGUCCUACAUCCAGGUGGAGGAAGCCCCCGAUGCCCCCUACACCCACUGGAAGCAGACUGUCUUCUACUUGGAAGAUUACCUCACUGUCCGGAGGGGGGAAGAAAUCUAUGGGACCAUAUCCAUGAAGCCAAAUGCCAAAAAUGUGCGAGACCUCGAUUUCACGGUAGAUUUGGAUUUUAAGGGACAGCUGUGUGAAACAUCUGUAUCUAAUGACUACAAAAUGCGUUAGCAUACGUGGGAGGCUGCAGACAGCGAGCAAGAAGAGAAACUCUUGCCUCGAUCUGCGGCUCUGUAACAAGGAACACCGUUUGCAGGACUACACUCUCGAAAACCAGAGUUUUUAAAUUCUGCCUUGAAGAUUGGUGAACUCACCAGGGCUCCCGUGGGCCACUGGACAGAGAGCUUCCAGUUCCUCAGCUCUGCUCUGGGAGCCCUUCACAGAGGCUUUGUUGUCGCCGACAAAGAGCAACCUCCAGUGCUGUGGCUGGGGCCCCCGAGGAUGGAAAAGUAUACACGUAUACCCAUUUGUCCUCCUUAACUGUGAAUCUCUGGAACUUCCAAGUUUUGCAUGCUGCAGGCAUCUAGGACAGAUUGCUUCACUAGAACCUGGAGACAUAGUGUCUUUGAUAGCAUAAGCCAGAUUACCUGUCUGUGCGGUGGUGUGCGUGUGCGCGUGUGUGUGCGUGUGCGUGUACAGCAUAUACAUUAGUUUAUUUACCCACACCUGUAUAUGCAUGCAUAUACAACCACGUGGGUAUAUUUCUGUGUUCAUUCAGGGUGUGUGUGUGUGUGUGUAUGUGUGUGUGUGUGUGUGUGUGUGUGUGCGCGCGCGCGCGUAGAAUAUAUAUUACUCUCAGAGGAGAUUCUGUUGCUUUCGAAUAGGAAUUUGUUUUGUGAUUAGUUCUCCCCACUUCCCAUCCCUUACAGAUGUUAAGCAGCUAUGAAACGUUCUCUGUACUAGCUCUGGUCUUCUUCUGACUAGACUGUGGCUCUGAACCCUGAGCAUAGUACCACGCACUCUGUUGGCACUCAAUAAAUGCACAUGAGAGCGAA
Molecule: messenger RNA, 3294 nt
Organism: Herpailurus yagouaroundi (jaguarundi)
Lineage: Eukaryota; Metazoa; Chordata; Mammalia; Carnivora; Felidae
Gene: PRMT8
Product: protein arginine methyltransferase 8
Exons: 12
Coding region: 1391-2470 (359 amino acids)
Biological process (GO): peptidyl-arginine methylation, to asymmetrical-dimethyl arginine; chromatin remodeling
Cellular component (GO): plasma membrane
Molecular function (GO): histone methyltransferase activity; protein-arginine omega-N asymmetric methyltransferase activity; protein-arginine omega-N monomethyltransferase activity
Source: RefSeq, a predicted model, not a curated record